Molecule: messenger RNA, 1153 nt
Organism: Megalobrama amblycephala (Wuchang bream)
Lineage: Eukaryota; Metazoa; Chordata; Actinopteri; Cypriniformes; Xenocyprididae
Gene: ppil6
Product: peptidylprolyl isomerase (cyclophilin)-like 6
Exons: 8
Coding region: 80-961 (293 amino acids)
Biological process (GO): protein peptidyl-prolyl isomerization
Molecular function (GO): peptidyl-prolyl cis-trans isomerase activity
Source: RefSeq, a predicted model, not a curated record
ACGUACAGAACGGUUCGUCAUCGUUGUGCGCCACUCUCUUCGGUUACCCUGGCAACGGGACGCUUUAACUUUACACAACAUGACAUCCACUGUACAUUUAGAGAUCGUCGGUCUGCUAAACAAACAUAAUUUUCAAAUAGCCAAAAGUAUUGCGGAGGGUUUGAAAAAUAAAUUCCCGGAGUCAUUUGAUAAUCCAACAGUUCGCCCGCUUCUUGAAUGUGACUGGCAUGACUAUUUAGCUAACAAAAAGAAGGAGCUGAGAGGAGAUGUUUGGCAGUACACCGGCUGUCUAAUGUCCUUCGCAAACGGUCAGUUGCUCGGUGAUGAGAGGAAACUGUCCAGCUGGGCAGACAAAGAGUGGAAGUUUUCUUUCCAUCGACCACAGGCGCUUUAUAUGGCCCUGGCUGAGGAGUAUUACACCAGCAACCUGCGAAACACAGGGCAUAUUUUUGUUUAUAUGGAUAUUGAAAGCGGUGGAGAGGCAUUUGGCAGGCUGUUGUUUGAGCUGUUCUCAGACGUGUGUCCAAAGACGUGCAGGAACUUCAAGGCCCUGUGCACUGGAGAAGCAGGUUUGUCCAAGAGUAACCUUGAGUUGAGCUACAAGGGCUCAAUUUUCCACAGAGUUGUGCCAAAUGGCUGGCUGCAGGGUGGAGAUAUUUCACCUGGAAGGAAAGGCACUCGGGGAGAGUCUAUCUAUGGUCCAACAUUUGAGGAUGAGAGUUUUGUCAUAUCCCACAACAAGCGUGGCAUCCUGGGAAUGGCUAACCAAGGUGCUCAUAGCAACGGCUCUCAGUUCUACAUCACACUACAGCCAGCGUCCUGGAUGGACUACAAAUAUGUGGCUUUUGGGCAACUCGUUGAAGGCACAGCAGUUCUAAAGAGACUAGAGGCAGUGCCCACCUACAACGAACGGCCCAAACAGGACUGCAAAAUAGAAGCAUGUGGAAUAUUUGAGCCCUGAGUUUUCACAUACAUAUAGGUCAUGAAAGCAAUAUAAAAGGAGAAGCAUUUUUAAUAACCCUUUUUAAUAUGUGUGGAAAUGACUUUGUGCUCAUCUAUAAAGUGCACGUUUUUCAAUGGUCCACUAAUAUUUUGCCAUAUUGCCAAUAUUUCAGCAUACACGUUUAAUAAAUAAAGUAUCCAAAAAUUAAAA